Sphaerodactylus townsendi is the source of this 2197-nucleotide messenger RNA. RefSeq names its product cationic amino acid transporter 2-like. The transcript is spliced from 13 exons. Bases 1 to 1980 code for a protein of 659 amino acids. The record is from RefSeq and is a predicted model, not a curated record. NCBI's taxonomy places the organism in Eukaryota, Metazoa, Chordata, Lepidosauria, Squamata, Sphaerodactylidae. Gene Ontology annotation, biological process: amino acid transport; transmembrane transport. Gene Ontology annotation, cellular component: plasma membrane. Gene Ontology annotation, molecular function: amino acid transmembrane transporter activity.
AUGGCCAAACUGAACGUGUCUGGCGGUUCUAUAGAGAGUGUUAAUGUGGUUCCUGGAAACAGUAAAGGCAGUAAUGUGGUUCCUGGAAACAAUAAAGAGCAUUGGAGGCCCUACGACACCCGGAAGCACAAGGAGUUUCUGACAAUGUCAGUCUGGGAUUUCCUGGUCUCUCUCUUUCAAGCAGUUUCCCGCAGAAAAAGAAUACCAACCAGCGACUGCAGAGAAUCAAAUUUGCGCCGCUGCCUCUCCACCUUGGACUUAGUGGCUCUGGGUGUGGGCAGCACAUUGGGGGCAGGAGUAUACGUCUUAGCAGGAGAAGUAGCUAAGACCACCUCCGGCCCAAGCAUCGUCAUCUCCUUUCUGAUUGCUGCUCUGGUAUCUGUCUUGGCAGGAUUGUGUUAUGCUGAAUUUGGAGCCCGAGCCCCACUGGCAGGAUCAGCUUACCUCUACAGUUAUAUCACAGUGGGGGAGCUGUGGGCGUUCAUCACUGGCUGGAACCUUCUGCUCUCCUAUGUAAUUGGAACCUCCAGUGUGGCCAGAGCUUGGAGUGCCACUUUUGAUGAACUCCUGGGCCAAAGAAUGGCAUCCUUCUUCAGUACCCACAUGCCCAUACACUCUCCCGGAUUGGCUAAAUACCCUGAUAUCUUUGCUGUUUGCCUCAUUAUUAUACUGGCAGGGCUGCUAUCCAUUGGAGUAAAAGAAUCCACCACCGUGAAUAAAGCUUUUACUGCUGUCAAUGUGCUCAUCCUCCUAUUCAUCAUAAUCAGUGGGAUCAUCAAAGGAAACUUGAGGAACUGGAACUUGAGUGAGAGUGAUCUGGCUCACAUAACUAGCAACCAAUCUGUGCCUGACAACGGAACCUCCUAUUUUGGGGUUGGAGGGUUCAUGCCCUAUGGCUUCAGUGGGACCCUAGCUGGAGCUGCCACCUGUUUUUAUGCAUUUGUUGGAUUUGAUUGCAUUGCUACUACAGGGGAAGAAGUGAAGAAACCCCAUAAAUCCAUUCCCAUGGCUAUUGUGCUAUCCCUGCUCAUCUGCUUCCUGGUCUACUUUGGAGUUUCUGCUGCCUUGACACUGAUGAUGCCCUAUCAUCUUCUGGACUCAUUGAGUCCUCUGCCAAAGGCUUUUGAAUACGUUGGAUGGAAUGUGGCCAAAUAUGCUGUAGCUGUGGGGUCCCUGUGUGCUCUGACUGCAAGCCUUUUGGGCUCCAUGUUCCCAAUGCCCCGGAUCUUAUUUGCCAUGGCCAGGGAUGGUCUCCUCUUCCAACCUCUGGCCAAAGUGAACAGUCGACAGAGUCCAGUGAUUGCAACCAUGGUGUCUGGGGCUGUUGCAGCUAUUAUGGCUUUCCUUUUUGAUCUGAAGGUCUUGGUUGACAUGAUGUCCAUUGGGACUCUGCUUGCCUACACUCUAGUUGGUGUCUGUGUUCUUCUCCUCAGAUAUCAGCCUGAGCCCAGCAGUUUAGGCUCCUCAGAAGAGAAGAGGCCAAGUAGAAUUCACUGGGUAGACCUUUUAAUUCACCCAGACAUCGUUCCAUCCCAGCACUCCUACCGUCUGGUGUCCCGUAUUAUCUCUCUGGUUGUUGCUCUAGUCUGCCUUGUCAGUGUGGUAACCACUGUAGGACUGCCAUGCUUGUUAUCUGGAAGUGCCUGGUGCAUUGUCUGCCUUGUUCUCCUCCUUCUGGGGAUUCUUGUAGCAUCGCUAAUCAUUUGGAGACAACCUCAGAGUCAGAAAAAAGCCGCUUUCAUGGUCCCCUGGCUGCCAUUCUUGCCCAUCCUCAGUGUCCUAGCCAAUAGCUGCCUAAUGGCCCAACUCAGCAGUGGCACUUGGCUUAAGUACCUGAUAUGGAUGGCUUUUGGCCUCCUACUUUACUUUGGCUACGGGAUCCGGUACAGCUCAGAGAGACACAUGGAUACAGAUCUGUCCCUACAAAAGAUAAAACAUGAAAGAAGUGAUACAGAUUCAGCCAUCACUUGCAAAACAUAACUUAUGGGGAACGGUGAUACGGACUUAUUGAUUAUCACUGAUUGAAGGACAUCAUAAUAACAGUCUCGCUGGCAGGAUUGAUUCCCCUGAACUCUCAGUGUCUGGACUUAUUUGUAGUACAAAAUUCUCAACUACUAAACAAAUAAUUAAGUACAGUAGUAAACUGACUUGUGAAAGUCACAGGUACUAGAUGAGUUGGUAUUGCAUUGUGGGUAAA